Molecule: messenger RNA, 7351 nt
Organism: Tachysurus fulvidraco (yellow catfish)
Lineage: Eukaryota; Metazoa; Chordata; Actinopteri; Siluriformes; Bagridae
Gene: kcnh2b
Product: potassium voltage-gated channel, subfamily H (eag-related), member 2b
Exons: 16
Coding region: 708-4364 (1218 amino acids)
Biological process (GO): membrane repolarization during action potential; regulation of ventricular cardiac muscle cell membrane repolarization; potassium ion transmembrane transport
Cellular component (GO): membrane
Molecular function (GO): inward rectifier potassium channel activity
Source: RefSeq, a predicted model, not a curated record
UUUGUCACAAUGCAGUAUCAGCACAGUAUCACUGAGAGGGUUUGGGACACAGCCCACCUCCCAGCGAUUCGGUAGGGAAACCCCACGUCCACGCCACGGUGACGUAGCAGAUACAGUGUGUGGCAGUGAAAACCCUACAGCUGCGUCCAUCAACCAAACAAAGCACAUUCUUUCCCAGCAGAGCGGAAGGGGUUAAGGAGGUGUCGCCGCCGCCGGUGUGAGCUCCAGCGCGCAAUGAAACAUCCCCAACACAACUGACGCUCCAAACGGGGCACCGACAGGGUGGUGGAUUCAAGAAAGAAAGCGCUCAAAGAGGCAAAGGAACAUCUUAAAACCUCGAGUUGUGACACCAUCAGCUUUGUUUAACAGAGUUGUGCCUCCGAACCUACUGUAAAUGGCACGAAGUGAGCGCGCUUACAACACUUCAUCCUGAGCCAGAAAAAGGAUAUCAGCUUUUCUUCUUCAUCAUCUGUUUAAAGCACACACACACACACGAAAGGAGACGGAGGUGAACUAAAAAGGAUACUAAAAAAUAAAGGCAAAGUGGAAGCAUCGGGGGGUUUCGGAUGAGCGGGCGGCUGGUUUUUCUCCCGCGGCUGGCUGAUGAAGUUGACCGGGCGGUGUGGCGCUCUCCGCUCGCCGUGUAGAGGUGCGUGAGGCUAAGCUUCAGCUUUGGAGACGCGCUGAACCCGGACUAGCGCAUCAGGAUGCCGGUGCGACGCGGACACGUGGCGCCCCAGAACACUUUCCUGGAUACCAUCAUCAGGAAAUUCGAAAGUCAGAGUCGAAAGUUUGUCAUAGCCAACGCACGGGUGGAGAACUGUGCCAUCAUCUUCUGUAACGAUGGCUUCUGUCACAUGUGUGGCUACACGAGGGCCGAGAUUAUGCAGAAACCGUGCACCUGUGACUUCCUGUAUGGGCCGCACACCAAGCGCCUGGCCAUUGCACAGAUGGCUCAAGCGCUUCUGGGCUCGGAGGAAAGGAAAGUGGAGAUCACGCUCUACAGGAAGGACGGUGUGUGUUUUCUGUGCCUGGUAGAUGUGGUUCCGGUUAAAAAUGAGGAUGGUGUGGUGAUCAUGUUCAUCUUAAAUUUUGAAGUAAUGAAUGAAGAAAAACUGCGCUGCCCCAACCAGGGGCUGAACCAUAGGCUGCCUCUUCCCUGGCGCUCCACAAAUCGAGCGUGUCGUAUUCGUCUGCAUCUGCCUCUCCUGCAGUCACACUGUAACAGCAAGUCAUGUUUGCGUGAGGACCCUGAGGCAGGCCACAGCGGUGACAUGUCUGCCACUGCCAGCUCUAGGCGUGGCAGCAGUCACGAGUCUCUGGCUCUGGGUGAACUCAUCUCACUGCCAGAACACGAGCAGGUCCAUCCCUCUGUCACCACACCAUCAGGCACGGCAUCCUCCUCCCUGUGGCCUGAAGACAGACACACCCUUCUGGGAAGUGAGUCCACACCACCUCCUUCAGCCUCUACACACUCCACGGCACUGCCCCUUGGUCAGUCCUCACCACAGGCACAUAGGCUCAACCCAGACGCUUCAGCCUCCAACUGCAGCCUGUCACAGAGCCGCUCACGUGAAAGCUUCCACAGUAUGCGCCGCGCAUCCUCUGUAGAUGACAUAGAGGCCAUGAAGCCUGAAUGGGAGCGCAGACACUCCAUACGACCAGCGAGCAGCAGUACAGGUGCAGUAAACAACAAGACCAGCAUGCUUAACUCUACCUCUGACUCGGACCUCAUGCGUUACCGCGCCAUCAGUAAGAUCCCCCAGAUCACCCUCAACUUUGUGGACUUUAAACCCGACCCCCUUAUUGCUCUCCCUCCCGGAGAAAUGGACAUCAUCGCUCCCUGCAAGCUCAUUGACCGCACACACAACGUCACAGAGAAGGUCACACAGGUGCUGUCACUAGGCGCUGAUGUCCUUCCUGAAUACAAGCUUCAGGCACCACGCAUUCAUAAGUGGACUGUGCUGCACUACAGCCCCUUCAAGGCUGUGUGGGACUGGCUAAUUUUGCUGCUGGUGAUCUACACUGCCAUCGUAACGCCAUACAGCGCUGCCUUCCUGCUUGGCACAGAGAAGGGGAACGAUACCUGCACAUACUGCAAGCCACUUAACAACGUGGACCUUGUUGUUGACAUCAUGUUCAUCAUUGACAUCCUUAUUAAUUUCCGCACCACUUAUGUAAACGCCAAUGAUGAGGUGGUGAGCCACCCACUGCGCAUCGCUGUGCACUACUUCAAAGGCUGGUUUCUUAUUGACAUGGUGGCCGCCAUCCCUUUUGACCUGCUCAUCUAUGACAACGGCGAGGAGACAACUACAUUGAUCGGUCUCCUAAAGACGGCGAGGCUCUUGAGGCUUGUUCGAGUAGCCCGGAAGUUGGACCGUUACUCAGAAUAUGGUGCAGCUGUGCUCUUCCUACUCAUGUGCACUUUUGCACUCAUUGCUCAUUGGUUGGCUUGCAUCUGGUACGCCAUUGGAAGUGUUGAACACGAUGAUGGCAUUGGCUGGCUCCACACUUUAGGGGGUCAGCUCGGGAAACCUUACAAUGACUCCAUUUCCAACUCAGGACCCAGCAUUAAGGACAAAUAUGUGACUGCCCUUUAUUUCACCUUCAGCAGCUUGACCAGUGUGGGAUUCGGCAAUGUCUCACCCAACACUAACUCAGAGAAGAUCUUCUCCAUCUGUGUCAUGCUAAUCGGAUCUCUCAUGUAUGCCAGUAUCUUUGGAAAUGUGUCAGCCAUCAUUCAGCGGCUAUACUCAGGUACAGCACGCUACCACACUCAGAUGCUCCGGGUCAGAGAGUUUAUUCGUUUCCACCAAAUCCCAAACCCACUUAGACAAAGACUGGAGGAGUAUUUCCAACAUGCCUGGUCCUACACUAAUGGAAUCGAUAUGAAUGCGGUACUGAAAGGCUUCCCUGAGUGUCUUCAGGCAGAUAUAUGCCUGCAUCUGAAUCGUACUCUACUGCAGAACUGUAAAGCUUUUAAAGGAUCCAGUAAAGGUUGCCUGCGAGCCCUGGCAAUGAAAUUCAAAACUACUCACGCCCCACCGGGUGACACGUUGGUCCAUGCGGGUGAUGUGCUUUCAGCCCUUUACUUUAUUUCCAGAGGAUCCAUUGAAAUACUACGUGGAGAUGUGGUGGUGGCCAUUUUAGGAAAGAAUGAUAUAUUUGGUGAGCCUAUCAACCUGUAUGCUCGACCAGGCAAGUCCAACGCUGAUGUCAGGGCUCUUACCUACUGUGACUUGCACAAGAUCCACAGAGAGGAUGUUCUGGAGGUUCUGGACAUGUAUCCAGAGUUCUCAGAUUACUUCUGGAGCAACCUGGAAAUCACCUUCAACCUGAGAGAUACCAACAUGAUUCCUGGGUCUCCGAGCAGCGAUGAUUCAGACUGUACUGGCUUUAACAAACUCCGCAAAAGAAAGCUUUCCUUCCGACGGCGAACAGAAAAAGAUGAUGCUGAUGCAGGAGAAAUCAAGAAGAAUCAGAAGCCAGUGCGACGUAACAGGAAACAUGCCAGGAGUAACCAGAAUGAGGGCCUAAAACCGGACCUUGAGGGGCCUCGCAGUUCAAUCUCUUCCCACUCCAGUGGUGAUGACGGGGAGGAUCUUGUUCAUACACGCUCCAUUCUACCAACAACAUUAUUGGAGCUCUCUCAAGCAGAAGGCACGUCUGCAAACUUUAAUGAUAACCCUGAGGGGGAAGCAGAUCCUAAAACGGGCAACACCUGCAAUGCCCUUUCAGGUGCACUCUCAGGUGUGUCCAACAUUUUUAGUUUCUGGGGUGAGAGUCGGGGUCGUCAGUAUCAGGAGCUGCCCCGCUGUAAUCUCCCAUCACCACCACCUCAGCACAACACCCCAUUACACAGCAUCUCAAGACAGCAGCGGAGUCAGCUGGAGAACAGGCUGGACAUGCUGCAGACACAACUCAACAGGCUGGAGACCCGUAUGUCCACAGACAUCAGUGCAAUCAUGCAAUUGCUUCAGAGGCAGAUGACGAUGGUGCCUCCAGCCUACAGCACAGUGUCCUCACCUCCCCAGGUAUCCCUGUACCUUGGCUCAAGCCCUGGUCCUGAAGACUCACUCAUCCAGACUAUCACAACUAUGGAGUCUGAGAGACUAUCCUCACUCUCACAGAUUCUGGACCCUCAGGACUUUGAAGAAUUCCCUGGCAAGUCGUGCGAGUCUCUCCACUUCAUGAGGGAGCCCUUACUUGGCCCAGGAGCCACCCCCCCACAGGCUGUGUCUAGCCUGGAACACAACUCUGAGCCUCCAGACCCCAACAUGCAGCGGCGCCUCUCCCUCCAAGAACCACAAACACCUCUGGACUCAAGGACACCGCAAAGACACAGCUCUGACCCUGGGAGCUAGGGAGGGAACGAAUGAGGGAGGACGAAGAAACAAUGAGUGGAGAGAGUAAACACAGAUGGGACGAGGCUCCUCAUUUUCCUGCCUCUCUCACUACUUCUCUCACUUUUUGUUUAAGCCCUCUUUCUCUUCCUUGCGAAUCACAUGGAGCUGAGGGGGGUCUUUUCCCUUCGUUCCUAUUUUUGCACUGACUUUGGGUUGGGAAUGGAGGGAUGAGUUGAGACUCAUGCGUAUGUGGAGCUGAAGGAGGACUGUCCAAAUCUACCGGACUUAAAGACCGUAAUCAGCAUAAGUACAACAUGAGGAUGGAGGCCCUUUUUAAAAUCUGUGCUGUAAAUGUCCUCAAGACUGGUGGAAACGUUAGCAAACUGACAUUAAAUAAGCAUGAAGAGCAAUGCGGGUGAGCAAGGUGUGCCGAACGUUGUUCAAACUUAUUGGCUUUUGUUUUAAAAGCAGAAUUCACCCAAAGGAAAGCAUCCAUCUUAAAAUUGUCCCUUUAUUACUGUUAUCCAGUAUUGGAUUAAUAUAGAUGAAUAAUAACGAAAAUAAUAAUUUAAGUAGCCAUCCUGUCUUGCACUGAAAUUUUGCAGAAUCUUUAUCUAUAUCAUGUUCGCAGCGCUUCCAAAGUUAAAAAAAAAAAAAAAAGGAAAAAAAAAAUAGAAAAAGACUUCUUAAACUUUUUAGUGUUAGCUGGCCUAACAGAAACACCUUGUGUGAUCUGUCUGUCCUGUCGAACCACCUCUUUCUCCCUUAAUGUCUGUGGUUAAAAACAUAUAGGAAAGUGAGCACAUACUCGAUCGGCUGAUUUGCAUUAGGGUGGAAUCGGAUGUGUCCAAAGCCAUGUCAUAACAGAACAUAUCAACUUUUUGUGCAUUGCAGGAUAUAGUGUGGCUUCAAUGCUAAAGUUAGCAUAAUAUGUGUUUGUAUUAAACCCUGCAUGAUGUCAGGUGAUGUUAAAAAUAUUUGUCCAAGUUUGCAUCGUUUAAAAGUUUCGACAAAAUGAAGUUUUAUACCUAUAUUUAUUAGGGACGUCCUGGUUUAUUAGCAAUACUUAACCCUAGAACCCACAACCUCACAUUAAUAUAUUUCUCUUUUUGGAUAAGACUGCAGAAAAAAAAAUCAGUUGCUUUACCCAAAUCUAUGUAUAUGUGUGUAUGUGUGUGAGAUAUGAGGUAAAGUUAAAAAUGAAUUGAAUUGUAUACAGUACAGCAAUCGACAUGCACUGUAUGGCACAUUUAAAAUAAGCUUAUCAGCUCCAUCAAGAUGAAGAUUGCUGCAUAUGAUUCUUCAGGUAGCAGAACAUUUUGCUCUGGGAACUAUUGUGCUGCAUGCUACUGGCAAGCAUCCAUAUACAGUACAGUAACACUAGCUGACAAAAAAAGGCAUUAUGGUGAGUGGGUUAAUUACUAUUACUGUUUGAAUCGUAAGUUGUUGGGGUUUUUUUGUAGAUACCGGAUAAUGCCUGAAUUUUCCCAAAGAUUAUUUUCUUUUAAGAAAUGGAGGCAAAAUCAAAUUUGUUGAUUGGCACCAACAAUCUUCUUUUCUAAUGUAUAACAUGUUGGAGAUUGCAGAGCACAUUCUCUUUUAAUCAGCACAUAGCUAUUAAUGGAACAGACAGUGAUACAAGUGCAGCAAGACUGAUUUCUACUCAUUCGCUAUAAACAAGUCAUUAUUCUCGUACGAGCAUGAUUUUUUUUUUUUUAAUACCUCUCCAAAAUAUAGCUGACCUCCAUGUAAUUAGAGCAACCACUCCAGUGCAACCAGAUCUUCAUGUUUCCGAACGCUGCACCUUAGCGAACAACCAAAGCACCGACUGUCUGCACAGGUUUUUCUCUCCAACGAUGUGGCUUGAUGUUGUGUGGAAGUUUGUGUCAAAUUCUGAAUGUAUUUUAAACGGUGAGUGCUGUUAAAACAACUUCAGAUACUUUGCUUUCUUGGCAAGAAAUGGUUUUCUAGCCUUCAUCAGAUUUUUCUCCAGGUAACGUAAGCUCUUUAACAAUGUUUAGAUAUACAGACAAUGCAGCAUAUACAUCCCUGGAAUUCAAUAUUUAAAAUGUAUUCAUAAUGGGAACGCAUUCAUCACCAACAUACUAACAUAACCUUCAAUUGUGUGUGACACCAUAUUGUGUUCUAGUGUACACUCGUGGUCACCUCUAUUAUGUAACCAAAAUCCUUGUGUUUGUUAUUUGUUUAGUGUACUGCUGUGCACUUUACAGAUCCCCCUAACUUGCAAGAUGUAAAUAAUUAGAGAGUUUUUUUUCACAUAUCUACUUCUCCAACAACUGUUAGGUAUGUAUAUAUUUUUUAGUCUUGGCUUUAAUUUAUUUUGUUAAUGUAUUUACACUGGAUUGCUUUUUUUUCCCUCCUUCUUAUGUACUAUACAUAAGAGUCUUGUAAAGGAAUCAAAUCUUGGCACUCAUAUAGCCGGCACUAUGCAGAAUCUGUCAUUUCCUUGGCAUGCUUUGAAAUGCGGAAGAAAAAACUGUAGAUGAAAAUAUAUACGUUUGAUUUUUUUUUUUCAUAAAUAACUAUUAUGUUAAGAAUGUUAAUAUUAAUAAUAAUAAUGAUAAUGAAAAUGACACUGAUGGUGAUUAUAUAAUACAAGACAAAUACCUUUGUGCACAUUUUAUUUGCAUGCUGCACUCAAAGGAUAGAGGUGCAAAAGGCAGCUGACUCGCUGUUGAAUUUUGAAUGUGUAGACAGAUGCACUGUACUUCCAGGUCACUUGCCAGAGUGAUUUCAUUAACUUCCAGCUCAUGGAAGAAUGGACAUUGUGGAAUUGAUAACUGCUGUAACAAUAUUAGUAGAGAGAUUCUGACAUUAUAAAUCACAGAAUUAGAGUCAGAGAAUACUGAGGGGCAUCAAUAUAGUCUCUUAGUCCAUAUCAGAUCACUCCAGAAAGCUAAGUUACAGGUCCUGACUGUGUGAAGUAUAAAUGGUCGAAUUUAUAAAAGAAAUUAACAUAUUUCUUUCAAUAAACCAAAUGAAAU